AAGCAGCGGCCGUGCAGCAAUUGCAAUGCGUGCAAUCAAUCCCGUCAACAACAAAUUGGCGCAGAGCAGCCAAUAGGAAGCAGAUCGGAAUCGCAAUUGGAAUCUGGAUCGGAUCCGUGUGGGUGUCGCGAAUCUAAUCGGAGGAAAGCAGCCGACGAAAGGGGCAGCGAAAGCUGUUGCCUCUCACCUGAGUCUCUUGCCCCGAAAAUGGAAUCGUCCAUUAAGCUUAAGGACAGCAACUCCAACUGCAGCUCCAAUUCGAAUGGCAAUGUGGGCGGUGGCGUUGGCGCGGGCGGAGGCGUGGCCGGUGGAGGAGGAAGCGGCAGCGGAGGCGUCUGCGUGUCGAGCAUCUGCAGCAGCGACAGCUUCAGCAUCAUGCCACCGCCGCAUCACGAACUGGUCAGCGCCAACAGCAUUGAGCUGAAUGCGGCGGCCUCGCUGAGCGAUGAUAGUGGAGUUCCACUGACCACCAACAGCUCCAUAUCCAGUGGCGACUCCUACCGCCUGGGCAUGUGCAAAUUCGAAAUUGAGAUGGUAGAGAGCGAUGGCGAGGUCUCGCAGUUCGAUUCACUGGACAAUUGCUCCGAGGGCGGCAUGAGUGCCGAGAACUUUAAUACGCUGAAGAAGGGACCGCUGGCGCCCAUUGAUCCGCCGCCCGAGUUCCAGGACUCGCCACAGACCACGCUGGUGCGCUCCAUCUCCAAGAACAUAGUGAACAGUCUGCGUCGCUGGACCUCCUCGCAAUCGUCGUUCGAGCACCUGAAGGACGAUGCCACCACGAUGGUGAGCGGCCUGGCCACGGCCGUUCUGCCCGAGGAACCGCAUCCGCCCAGCCAGGAGUUGGUCCUCUUGCUGGGCAAGACCGAGUGCAAGCUGGACGCCCUAGAUGGCCAGGCUCUGGGCCAGAUGAGUCUCAAAGAGUCGUAUGCGAUCAACAAGCAUCUGUACUCAAGCGAUUCCAUACUGAACAGCCACACGGACAACAUUUACGACGAGCCCAACAACAUUGUGAGCAGUUCGCUGGGCAACAGCGUGGAUCUGCUCGAGGAGGAGCAAUCGGACGCCAGCAGCUGCUCCCCGCUGCCAUCGCCGCCGCCACCCGUGUCCAUAGUUAAGAUCAAGCAGACGCUAUGUCCGUACUACCAGGACCACACUCGCUACUUCAAGGCCAUACCCACGGAGCAGGACAACAUAGCCAGUGCCAAGGCGGCAGCUGCCCAACAGAGGUUCAACAGCGCCGGUCUGUCGGAGAUCCACGACUACGACCUGUACUACGGGGCCAGGCGGCAGCCGGUGGAUAACAGCAGUCUGCAGCGACGCCAGGCCUCGCUCUACAGUCCGCUGGGCCACACCAGCCAUUGUCACUACCACCACAGCCAUGGCCAUGGGCAUGGAAGCCAUCAUCACCAUCACCACCACCAGCCGGGCUACGGCUACAGCCAUGGCCAGCGGCCCAACUCGAGAAACUCGCUGAACAGCCGCCUGAGCAGCUCGCACAACUCACUGAACGUCUCGUCGGCCAACAAGCCGGACGACUCGAUCUUCAUCACCCAGGCCAUGUCGCACGAUGCGCUCUUCACGCGCGAGAUCUCCGACUUCUACAACGUGCCCAUCGACUCGGACAUCUACGCCUUCCCCGUGGACAUGAUCGAGCAGCAGCAGCAACAGCAGUUGGUGGAGGAGCAACAGCAGCAGAAGCCCGCAGCGCCCACUUACCACAAGGCGAGCAGGCGGAACAAACGCAACAAGCGCAAGCAGCGCUACGCCGGAUCAGGCACGGGCGCCGGAACGGAGACCAGCGACGGCGAUGGCGAGAAGAGCAAGCACGGCAAGUACCGCACGCCCGUCGGCGUCGGCAUGGGCCAGGUCAGCGAAUCAGAGCCACUGCACAUGACACUGGACGAGGUGAAGCAGUUCUACCACACCCUCUACUCGGAUGCGGGCAAGCCCACGCCCAAGCCGAUGGUCAAGUCGAGCAACGAGACCAUUUGGAGUGUGUCGACCAAUACCACCACCACCACGGCGAGAACGCGUAGCAGUGUGGGCACCACCCGAGGAGGUGGUGGCCCGCCAGGAGCGGGCAAUGGUGCUGGUGGCGCCAGCAGUGAUGGUGGCGUUGGCGGAGGCAGCGCGGGCGGUGGCAAGUAUCUGAGCAAGCAGAACAAGCACAACCUGGACAACGAUAAGCUCAACAACAACAAUAACAACAACAACAACCAUCAGCCAUCGCACCAGCAGCUGGAGAAGCCACCGACGGAGCACCACAACCAGCACCAGCCACCGAAUAACAAGCACGUCCUGCACUCGGAGAAGAAGUCACAGUUCACGCUGAACCUGAAGCAGCGGUUCUGCAGCAUCUUCCGCUUCCGUCGGAGCAAUCACAGUCGUUGCCGAGGCUCAGGCGGCAACCAGACCGGCACCUUUGCCAGUGCCAAUGCGAAUGCAGCGGCAACAGCGCCCCUGAUCCCGCCAGCUGCCGUGAUAACCAGCGCUCCGGGGUCAGCGGGCCAAACCCAGUUGGCCAGCGAACUGAACGGGGCGUUGAUUACGGCUGAGUCGGACGAACCGAAUGCCGAUCUGCGCAAGAAGUUCCAGUCUCGUGCCCUGCCACCACUACCAAAGAAGGCCGCAGCCUAUGCCAUUGAAGCCGUCAAGUCGGAACCGGAGGAGGUCAAGGCGAACGUAAUCCAGGAGCCCCGGGCACUGCAGUUCACCUCCAGCAUUGAGAAAGUCAAAGACUAUGGCUGGUACUGGGGUCCCCUGUCCAGCGAGGCGGCCGAGAAGGUGCUAUCCAGCGAACCGGACGGCUCCUUCAUCGUGCGCGACAGCUCCGACGACCACUACAUCUUCUCCCUGAGCUUCAAGCUGAACAACUGUGUGCGACAUGUGCGCAUAGAGCAAGAUCAGGGAACCUUUUCCUUUGGCUCGUAUGCCAAGUUCAAGUCGCAGACCAUCACCGAGUUCAUUGAGAAGGCCGUCGAGCAUUCGCGGAGCGGCAGAUAUCUAUUCUUUCUGCAUCGGCGGCCUGAGCACGGACCAAUGCGAGUGCAAUUAACCAAUCCAGUAUCUAGGUUUAAGCAUGUACAAAGCUUGCAGCACAUGUGCAGAUUUGUUAUACUAAAGGCGGUUAUACGAAAGGAUCUAAUACAGACAUUGCCAUUACCGAGAAGACUUCUAGACUAUCUUAACUAUAAGCACUGCUAUUCCGAGCAGGUGGAGAGCGACAGUUCUCAUUCGCAGAUAUCUGGCGAUGGAACGAUGUAAGGGAGGGGGGAUAUCGAACGGAGGCGAUUCGCUUGUGACAACAAAACGUAAACGAAAGCAACAGAAAUUAUUACCUUAAAUAAGUAGUAGAAUUUAACGAAACAUUUAACAACAAACAGUAACAACAAAGCAAGCAACAAACAAACAACCGUUAAACGUUCUGUAUAACAAGAACAGCGAAAAACAAAACAAAAACAAAAAGAAGAAGAAAACACCAAACAAAAAAACAAAAGUUACAUGCGUAAGCAAAGCGAGGAAAUUGUUAGUUUUGCUAAAACAAAAACAAAAAAAAAAAAGAAACAAAAACAACAAAAAACGAAAAACCAGAAAAAUCAAGGAAACAAAAUUCAAACUCUGUUUAUUGAUCAUUUUUUUGUACUCGGUGCUAUACUAUAAAUAUUAACUAUUUAAUGAAAGGAACGAUGGAAAACAAAAGAACAGAACAGAAUAUGACGAUUAUAUAAAUUAAUUAUGCGUAGUCAAGUAAACGAAUAACAGAGUUGUACAUAAGCAAGUUUGAGAGCCAGUAAUCCAAGUCCCACCCACAACCAAAACCUCAACCCCCUCAACUCCCCACUUUGGGCACGAAUCAGACCGAGAAGGAGACAGAGACAAAAACAGUAGCAGUAACAGUGACAGUAACAGUAACAGUGACAGUGACAGUAACAGAGAAAGAUAACGAGACAAGGUCGUUGAUGUUGAUGUUUUGUGUAAUCAAUUAAUUACUUUUAUGCUUGCCUUUUAGCUGUGAUUUAAAUAAGUCGUCGAAUGUUAAUUGGAAGACGAUGUGCAGUUUGAUAUUUGAUAGAUUUGAUAUAGCCUAGCCCCCAUAUAGUUGAGGUUCUGUUAUGCACAUUUCGAAGCUGCUCAAUCGUCGCAACGCCCGUGCCCAAAGGUCCUUGAAAGCGAGCGAAAUAUGAGAUAACCAUUAACGCAUUGUACUUAGUUUAAUCCACGUCAUGUACUCAAAGGAUCGAUUGCCAGAGGAAAAGGAUAGCGAACUCACACAUACCCACACACACACACAUGAAUGGAAAGCCAACAAUUGUACUGUAUUGUAUUUAGGUUUAUUUGAAUUGUUAACUAAUUUUUGUUUUCGUCUUUGUUAUUUAUGUUUUAAGCUCGACUCUUUUGUACACUAUUGC
Messenger RNA from Drosophila mauritiana, 4409 nucleotides. RefSeq lists its product as uncharacterized. NCBI's taxonomy places the organism in Eukaryota, Metazoa, Arthropoda, Insecta, Diptera, Drosophilidae. Gene Ontology annotation, molecular function: 1-phosphatidylinositol-3-kinase regulator activity. Gene Ontology annotation, biological process: intracellular signal transduction; phosphatidylinositol phosphate biosynthetic process. The transcript is spliced from 9 exons. The record is from RefSeq and is a predicted model, not a curated record. Gene Ontology annotation, cellular component: phosphatidylinositol 3-kinase complex. The coding region runs from base 208 to 3264 and encodes 1018 amino acids.